AUGGCAGCUCCUUCCACUGCUUGGUCAGUCAUGUUACCAUCACUUCAACAUACAUCACAAUACAAUUCUUUACCUAAUGAAACAGGUGUUGAUUGUAUGAAUGCUUUGAAAAAUUGUGAGCAGAGUUGUCCUGCAUAUUCUCUUACUUCUAUUAGUGAUGGUAACAAACGAAAACAACGUCGAAACCGGACCACAUUCACUUUACAACAAUUGCAUGAAUUAGAAGCAGCAUUUCGUAAAUCGCACUAUCCUGAUGUAUUUGCACGAGAAGAACUUGCUACAAAAAUAAAUCUACCAGAAGCUCGAGUUCAGGUAUGGUUUCAAAAUCGUCGAGCAAAAUGGCGAAAAACAGGACGAGAUGAUACAAAAUCCGUGCAUUGUAAUGGUGCAUCCCAUGAAAUUAUUAUACCAGAUGCUCAAAAUUCUGAAUCUGAACAAUUAAUUCCAUUUUUAACUUUACCAACGCUAUCUUCAUCUUCAUCGUUAUCGCCAUCUUUAUUGCCAUCAUCAUUAUCCUGUUCAUCAGCAGCAGUGAGCCAAUUUUGCUCUAUCAGUACGUUGACUGGAAAAUAA
Molecule: messenger RNA, 573 nt
Organism: Thelazia callipaeda (thelaziosis nematode)
Lineage: Eukaryota; Metazoa; Nematoda; Chromadorea; Rhabditida; Thelaziidae
Source: the annotation of a GenBank genome assembly